Myotis davidii is the source of this 2494-nucleotide messenger RNA. It is a transcript of the gene TMEM33, whose product is annotated as transmembrane protein 33. Bases 161 to 904 code for a protein of 247 amino acids. Gene Ontology annotation, biological process: membrane organization; endoplasmic reticulum tubular network organization. The transcript has 8 exons. NCBI's taxonomy places the organism in Eukaryota, Metazoa, Chordata, Mammalia, Chiroptera, Vespertilionidae. The record is from RefSeq and is a predicted model, not a curated record. Gene Ontology annotation, cellular component: membrane; endoplasmic reticulum.
GGAGAACUUCCGGUCCCGGCAAAACCCCGCGCCGGCGGCGUUAGGUCAGCCCCGUAGGGCCUUGCUCGGAAGCUCCGCCUUCGCUCAGGUCUUUCUAGAAACCCAGCUUUGCUCCUGGCGGUGCCGGACAGCGUCCCGGACGCGUGCGUGUGCCCCCUCCAUGGCGGAUACGACCCCGAACGGCCCCCAAGGGGCGGGCGCAGUGCAAUUCAUGAUGACCAAUAAACUGGACACAGCAAUGUGGCUUUCUCGCCUGUUCACAGUGUACUGUUCUGCUUUGUUUGUUCUGCCUCUUCUUGGGUUGCACGAAGCAGCAAGCUUUUAUCAACGCGCUUUGCUGGCAAAUGCUCUUACCAGUGCUCUGAGGCUGCACCAAAGAUUACCGCACUUCCAGUUAAGCAGAGCAUUCCUGGCCCAAGCUUUGCUAGAGGACAGCUGCCACUACCUGCUGUAUUCACUCAUCUUUGUCAAUUCCUACCCUGUUACAAUGAGUAUUUUCCCAGUGUUGUUAUUCUCUUUGCUUCAUGCUGCCACAUACACAAAAAAGGUUCUUGAUGCAAAGGGUUCAAAUAGUUUACCUCUGCUGAGAUCCCUCUUGGAUAAAUUAAGCGCUAAUCAACAGAAUAUUCUGAAAUUCAUUGCUUGUAAUGAAAUACUCUUGAUGCCUGCUACAGUUUUUAUGCUUUUUAGCGGUCAAGGAAGUUUGCUCCAGCCUUUUAUAUACUAUAGAUUUCUUACUCUCCGAUACUCUUCUCGAAGAAAUCCAUAUUGUCGGACCUUGUUUAAUGAAUUGAGGAUUAUUGUUGAACAUAUAAUAAUGAAACCUGCUUGCCCUCUGUUUGUGAGAAGACUUUGUCUCCAGAGCAUUGCCUUUAUAAGCAGAUUGGCACCAACAGUUGCGUAGUUUAAUAUCCAGCUAAGUUAUAUAUGAUAUAAGUAAGCAUUAUUAGCAGCUGGUACUUCUGCCAGGGGUUGUGAAUUCCAGGUGUGAAACUGACCUCAAUUCAACUUACAUAAUUUACAUAAAUGCAUCUUAACGGAAAAAUAAUAUUUUCCUGGCAUGUUAAAUCAAGCCUUUAUAAAAAAAAGUUUCCAAGAAAAUUCUGUGUUGUGUUGUUAAUGGUUAAGGAAGUUUGUGUUUUGUAAUAAAUGUAUCACAUUUUUUUUAGAUGCUACUGUGCCUUUAUCAUGUACAUUUAUUUCUCUUGUGAAAAUAGUUCUAAAAUUUGUUUCAACCUAAUUGGUAUCUGAAUUUAUUUAUAUCUGGCAUUAGUUCAUUAUGGUAAAUUUACAUAUUCAGUAUAUUUUGAGACAGUAUUCUUUUGCCAUUUAUGAAUUUUGGUUGAUGAUUUUAACAGAGGCAUUUCCCACUGUAUUUGGUUUCAAAUUGUCAUUAAAUUGAUUUUGUGCUGCUUUGUUAGGACAGAUUUAUUUUGGAUGUGCCAUCAUAAGAUGAGUUCUGUAUGUGUCUUACACUAUGACCUUCUAAAAUUUUAUUUCCAUAAUUCUGUGGAUUUGAAUAUUUUUUUAAAAGGCUCAGCUAUAAGUUUACUAGCCAAUUAAGUAAAUAUUUGGAAUUACCUAACCAUUUUACAUCAGAGAGCAGUAGUCCUACAACUUUCCUUUCAGACCCAUUGAGUAACAUUUCUCAGACAGGAAAUCCUUUUACAGUGUGGACACGUAGGUUAUUAGUAUAGUUUUAGAAUUGCCUAGAUCAGAUUCUUGACUACCAACUUUCUCUGUUUCUUAGGCUUGAAUUUUCAUGGACAGUCGCGGCAGUGCAGGUACCUUUUGAAAAGAAUAUAACUGAAGAUCAUAUCACUGAUACUUAGUGUCUGUUCCGAAAUAAUAAUGAAGACUAUCCCGUAGAUUAUAUACCCAGCAAAAUCGUAUUGAAAGGUUAAAUGGAAAGGUUUAUGGGUAAGGUGAUUGAUUGGGAAUGGUGCCUGAGGAGGCAUUUUGGGAGAAUAGUGUACAUUUCAGUUUCAUGCUGGAUAAAUAAAAUUGGGGGAAUUAGAUGUAUUAUGCAACUGUGACUUGAGUUGUGUAAUAUGUUAAAUCCUACUUGUUGAGCUUCUAUCAACUCUAUAAAAUUUAUUUUGAUCUUUACUGUUACAUGAUUGGAAAUGUGUAAAAUGUUGCAAAAAAUUUAGUACAGAAUAAUGUAAUGGUUUUUGUAACCAAUUUUCUUCUGUCUGCAUGUAAUAUGGAUUCUUCAAAUACAUUCAUUGGUAACUUAUUAGUAACAUCAGAUUUUUUGUUGUUCAACUUUCAGAUCUAUAGAAAUGUGAUAUCUAUUUGAUGGCUCAACCAUAACCAGCUCUUUUUGUAAUAUUUUUCUACUAAGUUAGAGAAGCAGCCUCAUAAUAUACAGUUGAUUUUGUGUGUGUACGUGUUUGUGGCUAGCCUCAUUAUCACCAUAUAUGUAAUCUGAUGAUUUCAAGAACUAAGUUUUCUAGAGCAAUAAAGUGACUAUAAUGUUAAGUGAACAGUA